Messenger RNA from Closterium sp. NIES-67, 5429 nucleotides. The record is from the annotation of a GenBank genome assembly. NCBI's taxonomy places the organism in Eukaryota, Viridiplantae, Streptophyta, Zygnematophyceae, Desmidiales, Closteriaceae.
UGGUUGGGGGGGUCUUUGAUUCUUGAACAUGACUGAAUCCGUCGCGUCGUCUCGUCCCAGUGCGGAUGGCGGGGAAAUGAGUGAGACGGGCAGAGUGCAUGGCUUACGCGCACUGGGGCAGAGUUUUGCUGUUCACCGCCUCCUAGUCCUUCCGCUCCGCCCGCUCCGCCCGAUCCGCGGCUCUUCCUUCUCACUGUACAGUCAUGCGCUGUCUGUCAGCCGUGCUGUCAGUCGUGCCGUGCGGCAACAGAAACUGUGUCAUCGCGUGGAAAUGGAUGUUCUGUAGGCGAGUCUCCCACACCACGACCGAGGCCGCACCGCACCCCCCGUGUAAUCUUCUCUUUCUCGCGCGCGUAGUAGUCGUAGUCGUCACGUGUCUGCCGACGCGCUCAACGCCGCACCGCAUUUAGGACGUUUCUUUCGCCCGAGCCUUCCGGACGAAACCUCGCUCUACUAGUUGUUGGUUGUCGCGCUGUUACCUGACGCGCAGUGACUCAUUUCAAUGAGUAACAAAGUUGUUACAAGAUCGCAGGCCGCACGCCUUUCAGGACCGUUGUAACAAAGUUGUUACAAGUUGAGACCCCUUUCGGGACCCUUCUUCAGGAAUUCUCAUCUCUAGUCGAUUUUCCGCGGGGGUCGCGGGGGCGACGAGUUCCCAAGUCGGCUAUCGCGCGAGCCGCGCGGAGAUUGGAUCCUGAUCUCGUCCUGGCGGCCGGGACAGUACGGCUGUGCCGCCCAUGGGCCCGCCGAAUACGACAGACGACGGCGGGGGCGGCUGCUUUCAAGUUAAUGGUAACGACGUCGCAGGAACGCACGCAUUCCUCUCUGCUAAAAGCAUGUACUCAAUCGGCGGCGGCGGCGGCGGCGGCGGCGGCGGCGGCGGAGGAGGAGAAGGGGGAGGAGGAAAGAAACGCGGGAUCGACGGCGAAAUGAAGUCCCCCCCGCAUUCCCCGCCGCACUCAUCGCCGCUUUUUCCGCCGCAUUCGCCGCCGAGUGUCGCGCUGAACCUAAUGGAUGCGAGCUGCUGCCGGAGGGAAUCUCCAGGGCCGCGCCGCGGGGAGGAAAUGACUCGCGGCCUUCGACUUAAUAGUAGCACCACUACUCUUGGCGAGGCGACGCGCGACUUCGCAAGCGCGCUUCGGGGGCAAACUGCUGCUAGUAGUGCUGCGUACCCGGCGCCGAGCCUUCAGAUUGGUUUUGCGACGCCUCACUAUUCGACACUGCAGGUCCUUCAAGGCUGCAGGCGAGACGCGGAGUCGGAAUCGGCAGAAGGCGCGGAAGGCGCGGAAGCGGCGGAAGGCGCGGAGCACGCCGCGCAGGGGAGCGGGGGAGCGCCGCCCGCGGCGGGUGCGGCGGGUGCGGCGGGCCGGGGGGGGGGAAGGACUUUGCGGAAGAUCCACAAGGCGGACCGGGAGAAGCUGCGGCGCGACCGCCUGAACGACCAGUUUGCCGAGCUGGCCUGCGUGCUGAAUCCCGAGCGGCCAAAGAACGACAAGGCGACCAUUCUGGGCGACGGGCUGGCGAUGCUGCGGCAGCUGCGGCUGAGCGUGUGCCGCCUGCGGUCUGACCAUGCUGCUCUGAUGGACGAGUCCAAAGAGUUGGGCAGUGAGAAGUCGGAGUUACGGCAGGAGAAGGCGGCCUUGAAGGUGGAGAUAGAGGCGCUGCAGGCGCAGCUGCAGGACAGGAUCCAAGCACUCAUGCCCUGGAUGCACCAUGCUUCUGUCACUGGCGGUGCGGAUGCUGCCACUGGUGGUGCUGAUGGUGCUGCUGCUGCUGGUGCUAGUGCUGCUGCUGGCACUUUUGGUGCUGAGGAUGCUGCUGCUGCUGCUGCAUGUGCUGGUGCCAAUGCUGCCAGUGCUGCCAGUGCUGCCAGUGCUGCUGGUGUCGCUCUUGCACCUGCAUCCCCAGCCUUGGCUCCUACAGCUUCUCACACCCCCUCCCACCCGCACCUCCCCUCCCCUCCUCAGUUUGCACCUGCGUCCCCAGCACUGGCCCCUACAGCUUCGCUUCCCUCUGCUCCUCCUCCCUCUCUCGCUCCUCCUGCUACUACCCCCCCUGCCUCAUUGCCCCUUGCAUUCUUUGCUCCCGCUUCUGCUCCUCUUGCUCCCGUUGCUGCUGCUUCGUGCUCGACCCUGCAGCAGCAGCAGCAGCAACAGCAGCAGCAAGCACAGCCGCAGUGGCAGCAGCAGCAGCAACAGCACUAUCAUUAUCAACAGCCGCAGCCGCAGCAGCAGCAGCAGCAACAUCAAUACUAUAUGCAACAGCAGCAACAAAAAUCGCAGCAGCAACAGCAACAAGAUCAUUAUCAACGACAGCAGCAGCAGCAGCAGCAGCAGCAGCAGCAGCAGCAGCAGCAGCAGCAGCAGCAGCAGCAGCAGCAGCAGCAGCAGCAGCAGCAGCAACAACAACAGCAACAGCAACAGAACCAGCACCAGCACCAGCAGUACUAUCAGCAGCAGCAGCAGCAGCAGCAGCAGCAGCAACAACAGCAGCAACAACAGCAACAUCAACAGCAGCAUCAUCAUCAGCAGCAGCAGCAACAACAGCAGCAACAACAGCAACAUCAACAGCAGCAUCAUCAUCAGCAGCAGCAGCAACAACAGCAGCAUCAACAGCAGCAGCAGUGUGAGCAGCAACUUUUCACAGAUCACUCUUCCGAUCUGCAAGCUCACGCAUUUCUUCCUGCCCACCAGCAAGUUACCGGCCCUCUCACCCACCAGCAAGGCACAGACCCACUCAACCACCAGCAAGGCACAGGCUCACUCACCCACCAGCAGCACACAGGUAACCAGCAGCACACAGGUAACCAGCAGCACACAGGUAACCAGCAGCACACAGGUAACCAGCAGCACACAGGUAACCAGCAGCACACAGGUAACCAGCAGCACACAGGUAACCAGCAGCACACAGGUAACCAGCAGCACACAGGUAACCAGCAGCACACAGGUAACCAGCAGCACACAGGUAACCAGCAGCACACAGGUAACCAGCAGCACACAGGUAACCAGCAGCACACAGGUAACCAGCAGCACACAGGUAACCAGCAGCACACAGGUAACCAGUCACACAACCACAGUCUACCCCCUCCUCCUCCAGCUCCUGUUCCUGCUGCUGCUCCCCCCCAUCUUCCUCCCCCUCUAAACCCUCCUCCUGUUCCUCCUCCUGCCCCUCCCCAUCUUCCUCCUCUGAAUUUUCCUCUUCAUAUUCCCCCUCCUCCCCCCCAUCUCCUGCAUCCGCAGCAGCAGCUAGUGCAGCAGCAACAGCAGCAGCAGCAGCAGCGACCAAAGCAGCUUGGAAUUCCAAAAAGCUUUUGCAUGGGUAACCCCACGUACACCACGCCCACACACAGCACUCCUGCACUUUCUACCCACUCGCUCACGAUUCAACCACACACUACACAUGCGCCUAUGCAGACAGGUCAGCAAUGGAGUGCGACAGGUCAGCAAGGGAGAGAGGCCGGGCAGCAAGGAAAUGUGGCUGGGCAGCAAGGAAAUGUGUCCGGGCAGCACGGAAAUGUGGCCGGGCAGCAAGGAAAUGUGGCCGGGCAGCAAGGAAAUGUGGCCGGGCAGCAAGGAAAUGUGGCCGGGCAGCAAGGAAAUGUGGCUGGGCAGCAAGGAAAUGUGACUGGACAGCUCUCACUGUCACUGGCAUCAUUGUUGCAGUCCCCUUUGGUUGCCGGUCAACCCAGUCAACACAGUCAACCCAGUCAACCCAGUCAACACAGUCAACCCAGUCAACCCAGUCAACCUGGUGCAAGAGGGGAGCAGCAGCAACAGCAGCAGCAGCAGCAUUUUGAGAGGUGGACGCAACAACAGACAGGAGCGCAGAGCCGCGUGGCACAACCGAUGCUGAAGAUUCCUCCUCCUCUCCGGGUGCCACGACUACCGCACAUGCAACAAGCGCAACAGCCACAGCAGGCACAGCAACAAGCACAGCAACAUCAUCAGCAUCAGCCGUUGAAUCAGCAACAGCAACAUCAGCAGCAGCAGCAACCGCAGCAACCACCAGCACUGGUUCUCCCUUUGCCAAACACCACACCUCGCAACUGCACGCCUGCAGUCACCACCCUUGCUGACUUCAAUGCCACUGCUAACGUUGCCAAGACAGCUAGUGUUGCUAGCACUGCUCGCAUUGCCAACGCUGCUAAUGCAAAUACUGGUAGGGUUGCUAGCACUGCCAAUGCUGCGAGUGCAUCAGGCACUGCUGCUAGCAGCCCCAGCCGGAGCGGGCUUCUGAGGCUGCCUCUUGCUCCCAGCCCCAGAGCGCUUUCACGCACCAUAAGCCCACCCGGCACAGGACCGACGGGUAAAUUACCCAGAAAAUUGUUGAUUCCCCCUAUGUUGAGCCCUAGAUCAGUGGCGGCACAACAGAUGGGUAAAUCACCCGUACUGUUGAUAAGUCCGCCCAGAGUAAGCUCCAGGCAGAAUCAGCUUACACCUGUUGCACACACAACGACGGCAGCCUGUGCUGGAACAGUCACUGGUGCUCCAACUGCAACCGGUGCUGCUAUGGUAACCGGUGCUGCAACCGUUACAAGGCCAGCAGGAGCUGCUGGUGCAGGAAGGACUCCUGGCACCAGCAACGGACCUCUCAUCAGUCCCUUUUCUCACGGUGCCACAGCCGUGCCUACUGCUGUUGCUACAGCCAUACCUAGUGCUGCUGCCUCAGCAUUUCCUGCUGCUGCUGCGUCACCAGCUCCUGCUGCUACAGCCGUGCCUACUGCUGCUACAGACGUGCUGAGUGCUGCUACAGCAAUAUCUCCUGCUGCUGGACCUCCUUUGCUCGCUGCAACAAUCGUUCCUCCUCCCACCCCUGCUGCUGCUACUGCAACUCCUGCUGCUACAAGUGCUGCUACUGCUGCUGCUACAAGUGCUGCUACUGCUGCUGCUACAGCAGCCACUUCUGCUUUGCCCGCCACAGUCGCAGCAACGUCCUCCCCGCAGCAGUGACAAGAGCAGCAGCCGCUGGUGCAGGAGCAGGGGCAGAUGAAACAAUGUCAGCAGAAGGAACAGGAGCAGCUUGGGAGAGCAGCUGGAGAGGAGACUCAAUACUGCAGCAACAGGACGAGCAGCAGGAGCAGGAGCAGCGGCAGCUAAAACUAUGGCAGCAGAACGAAUAGGUGCAGCUUGAGAGAGGAGCCGGAGGGACAGAUUUCUCAUACUGACAGUCUCGUCUCGACCCUUGUGACCUAGUCGGUCAGCCUCCUACACGGGUUUUCAGCGAACCUCCAUCUACCACUCGCUCCGUUACAAGGUUGAGCACAUACGGAUUAUCUUGAGCGUGCAGCGGGCUUGAAUGAAAUGCAAAAGCAUGCACGCGUGUGUGCUGCUCAUUUCCCCGGCUUGAUACCAUGAAUUGUUAUGGCAUGGGAUAGGUGAUUCUGUAGAAACUCUAGUAACAUCAUGUGGGUAAGUUUUGUCAAACAUAUA